ACAUAACUAGCUUAAGGGAAUGAAUGUAUAAUAUCGCUAUAGUGAUUUUUUUCAACCAAAGAACCUAAAUUGUAUGGGAAUUACGUAAUGUUUAAGUAAUUUAAUCUUUUCAGCAAAAUACGGAAAAUUUAUAACUCAAAAUGUCGAGCAUUACCCGUCGUAUUAUGAAGGAAACUCAACGACUCUUGUCAGAUCCAGUGCCAGGCAUCAGUGCAGUUCCUGAUGACAGUAAUCCAAGAUAUUUUCAUGUGCUUGUAGCUGGCCCUGAAGGUUCCCCAUUCGAAGGAGGUAUCUUCAAAUUGGAACUAUUUUUGCCAGAAGAGUAUCCCAUGACUCCACCCAAAGUACGCUUUAUUACAAAAAUAUAUCAUCCUAAUAUUGAUAAGCUUGGUCGCAUAUGUUUGGAUAUUUUAAAAGAUAACUGGAGCCCGGCUUUGCAGAUUAGAACAGUACUCCUUUCUGUUCAAGCAUUACUUAGCGCACCUAAUCCAGAUGACCCUCUUGCCAAUGAUGUGGCGGAACAGUGGAAAUUUAACGAGCAAGAUGCGAUCGAGAUAGCAAGAGAGUGGACCAUGAUAUAUGCUAAAAAGUAGAAUAAAUUUUACUUCAUUCAUUACUUUACCAUUGAUGAAGUGAAAGAACUGAUAAAUAAUUUAUUUUCAUGUAUUCUAAAAGUUAAAGCAAUAUGUAUUUUACUUAAUACUUACAAUAUUUCGCAACUUAUAUCUUUUUCUUAGAGUUUUAAAGUUUCGGGUACUAAGCACAGAAUGUGCUUUUUUAUUAUAAGUUGUUAAUAGAUUUAUUUCAUCAUAAAGCAAUACUAUUGAAAAUAAAUUAAGUUGGUGAGACCAAAGUUAUGUUGUUUCUCUUUCUGAUAAAAGAUAAUGUUGAGAUUUUCUUUAUCUUAAAUGUGUUAUAUUCUCUUUAAACAGUAUGUGUAUAGAAUCAGUUGUAUGAUAAUUACUGAAGUAGAUAAUACUAGAAUUUGAACUUUUUCCUAAUUUUCUGUAGUUACAUAUCUCAGAUAAUAAUAUUGAUAUAAUAUCUAGUUGCAUUCAUUCUUUUGAAUAGGAUAUUAGGUUAAAAAGUAUUUCUUUAUUGUAAUAAAGGCUUUAUGACUAUGUAAGUUUACUUUUUAUGCAAUUUCUUUCAUAAGUGUUAAAUAUAUGCAUUAAUUACAUUAAGCUGCAAGUGUGAAACAGGUUAAUGUACUUGCGUUAUUUAUAUGUGGUAAAUACAUAUAUAUAUUUCUCUGCCCUUAAAAUGUUAAUGCGAUAAUAUCUAAAAUUGUUUGAUAGUUACUAAAAAAAAUGCAAAUAUUAAAUCAUGUAAUAUACCAAAAUUUACAUAUAAUUCCAUUAAGUAGAUUUAUCUACAUGUUGCUCAAAUGCAUUUGUAAUUCUGUUUUCAUUCCAUAAUAGUUUUUGACAAUACAUCAGCCUCCUUGGUAAAAUUACCAUGAUAAAAAAAGUAUAUAUGUACCUGUGUUUCAUUGGUUCAGGUUAAAAUCAAUCAAUAUUUUUAUUUCAUUGAGCUUUAGAUUUGUAUUUUUUCUUUUUCUUUCAAAUUUACUUUCUCUAAAUGCUGUGUGUUUUCUUAUGGUAUAUAAAAAUUUGAAAAGCAUUAAACUAUUUUUCUGUAACAUUGUUAUUUUGUUAAAAUAAAUCUGUUUUAACACAUAG
Messenger RNA from Stegodyphus dumicola, 1682 nucleotides. Its product is annotated as ubiquitin-conjugating enzyme E2 N pseudogene. NCBI's taxonomy places the organism in Eukaryota, Metazoa, Arthropoda, Arachnida, Araneae, Eresidae. The record is from RefSeq and is a predicted model, not a curated record.